Molecule: messenger RNA, 297 nt
Organism: Ostertagia ostertagi
Lineage: Eukaryota; Metazoa; Nematoda; Chromadorea; Rhabditida; Trichostrongylidae
Source: the annotation of a GenBank genome assembly
AGGGAAAAGUUGUAGAUCUGCUAGUUCAGAAUUCACAGAGCUGUUGUCGACCGUGUCGAAUGAAAUUUCAGAUUGGCAGCGUGGUUCAGCGUCGAGCUUGCUGUGCCAGCAGUUUCGACGUGAAGGAUGAAGGCGGCCAAUUGGUUCUCACAAUUGAUGGACCCUUCAUAGCAUGUGGACGUAACGUCGAAUUUCCGGUAACAACGCCGUCUGGCACUCCAUCAGGCAACAUCACGAAGAAAUGGCGCGGUUUUCUUCGUGAAGAUGUACACAAACGCGGAUACGUUCAGCGUGUCA